AAAAAGAUGGAGUUUGAGUUGACACCCAGGCUGGCUGAGACGAUAUUUGAGGGAGAUGGUGGAGGAUACUACAGUUGGUCGAGUUCUAAAUAUCCUGCACUUGGUGAGGCCAAGGUUGGUGCUGGUAAGCUUGUUCUGCACCCACGAGGUUUCGCUCUUCCCCACUAUGCUGAUUCUUCCAAACUCGGUUAUGUUCUUCAAGGCAGUGAUGGAGUAGUGGGAAUGGUGCUCCCCAACACAUCAGAGGAGGUGGUGUUGAAGCUGAAGAAAGGAGAUGUGAUACCAGUGCCAACAGGAUCAGUCUCAUGGUGGUUCAACGGUGGAGAUUCCGAGUUUGCUAUGGUCUUCUUGGGAGAAACAUCAAAGAGUUACAUCUCCGGCGAAUUCACCUACUUCUUUUUGUCUGGAGCUCAAGGAAUCAUGGCAGGAUUCUCCCCUGAGUUUCUUAGCCUAGCGUAUAACACCGACAAAAAUGGCGCAAAUAAGCUCGCAAAAAGCCAAACCGGUGUCCUCAUAAUCAAGCUACAAGAAGGAAAAUGCAUGCCGGAGCCCAACGCAGAAAAAACCGGCAAAUUGGUUUACAACAUCGACGCUGCAUUGCCGGAUCUUCGUGUCAAAAACGGCGGCGCUUGGGAGGGUGAAUCUGUUGGAAAAUAA
This is a messenger RNA of Corylus avellana, 657 nucleotides long. Lineage: Eukaryota; Viridiplantae; Streptophyta; Magnoliopsida; Fagales; Betulaceae. The record is from RefSeq and is a predicted model, not a curated record.